Angiostrongylus costaricensis is the source of this 390-nucleotide messenger RNA. The record is from the annotation of a GenBank genome assembly. Lineage: Eukaryota; Metazoa; Nematoda; Chromadorea; Rhabditida; Metastrongylidae.
AUGAAUGUUGCGGUCUACGAGAGGAAAAAUGAUGAAAGCGCAGCCGAAAAGGAAUCUGCCAACAAACAAUUAGCUAAUGAAAAGCCGAUGGAAGAGUCGGGGAAAAGCGAACAAAACUCCGAAAGGACGGAUAGCGGUUGUUCUCUGGGAGCCGACAACACUCAAAUUCAGCUGGUCAUUGCAGAAACAGAAAAUAAGGAAUGCUCGGAGGUUUAUAUGUCAAAUUUGGGCAACAUUCUUGAAACGGCAAACAAUUACAUGUGGGCAAUGAAGAAGCAUAUGGCAGCAGAUCAGGCGGCUUGGAAGGAGUUGGCUAAGCGCAUCACGCUCUUGCGUGCUGAGGUGAUGAUCACAUCUACCGUUUUCACAAUAUUCUGUAAUUGGGGAUAA